This is a messenger RNA of Chanos chanos (milkfish), 606 nucleotides long. It is a transcript of the gene haus2, whose product is annotated as HAUS augmin like complex subunit 2. The record is from RefSeq and is a predicted model, not a curated record. NCBI's taxonomy places the organism in Eukaryota, Metazoa, Chordata, Actinopteri, Gonorynchiformes, Chanidae. Gene Ontology annotation, biological process: centrosome cycle; microtubule nucleation; spindle assembly. Bases 1 to 606 code for a protein of 201 amino acids. The transcript is spliced from 6 exons. Gene Ontology annotation, cellular component: mitotic spindle microtubule; HAUS complex; centrosome.
AUGGAUAGUUUGGACCCUAUUCCAUAUUCUGUUACACCCGCAGCACGAGUUCUGUCCAGGUGCGUCAAUGCUGGUGUUGUGUCGCAGGAGAAUCUUGACGCUGUUCCAAGAGAAACCAGUUUGUUCUCUCGACUCCUUGAAGUAGAGGAACAGGGCAAAAUAAAAAAUAAAAUUGCACAGAAAAGUCUGGAUUUAGAGUUACUUAUGCUGGAGAAAGACUGUGCAGAUGUCACUCACAAUUACCACCUUAGUAAAAGAUUUGUCACCCUGCAGCAGUCCACGUCCCACCUUCAGGAAGUCUUACGACAGCAGACCUGUCUCCGCCAGAGACUCAUGAAGCCGCCGUGUCAGCAAAACCUCCCUCUACAGGCCGAUUUACACAGAUAUGUGGUGGAACUGAUGGGAAUGGUGGUAGAAUUCAUUAACGAUCUGGAAAUGAAAAUGAAAACAGUCCGUUCUAUUCCACUGACUCAAGAGUACAUGAGCAAUAUGAACAAUGCUUUGGUGCAGCUUGUCACACAGGUGACAGAAGUGGAGAAAUUGUCUAAACAAGUGCUUGAGUGGAGAGGCCAGCAGAGCAGCAUUAGCACCGAUGCGUCGACUUGA